Messenger RNA from Anthostomella pinea, 933 nucleotides. NCBI's taxonomy places the organism in Eukaryota, Fungi, Ascomycota, Sordariomycetes, Xylariales, Xylariaceae. The record is from the annotation of a GenBank genome assembly.
AUGAGCAGAAUCUGGGGAGAGUCCUUUGAGCUUGUCGACUGGCUUAAACCGCGCAUGGCGAAAGAAGUAGAGGAUUGCAUUCCCUAUUCCGUCGAAUGCGAUGCACUUACCAUUGCCCUCGUUACCGGGCAGACCGAAACCGCACUUUGGCUUGUCCAGCACGCAUUCACCCUCAACAUCGACAACCCGUCACAGAACACGCAAGCACCUGGAGAGAAUGCUACACUCUUCCUUCGCUUCUUCAAAAAGCAGUGGUAUUCAGAGGCAACGAAGAGGUCAUACAGCUGCUACUGGAACCGAGGCGCCAACGUAGACGCCAGACACAGCUGUGGCGUGACAGCUCUGCAUUGGGCGGCAGAGCGCGGCUAUUCCCAUUACUGCAACAUCCUCAUGGGGGCCGGAGCGUCGUGUGUCCUCCCGUUCGACCAUGACGGAUUGCACCUGCUCGAUCACACCGUCCGAAACGACUCUAUGCUACGAAUCAACAACCUGCUCCUCGAGAAUGCGACGGCCGCUGACAAACACCUAUUUUGUUAUGCUAUUUUCAGAGCCCUCAAGCACCAAGACGUGGCGCUGGGUACUAUCGAGGCACUCGUUAUGUGUUCCAAACGGCUGGGCUGUAUACCGUCGAGUUUCACAUGCUCUUACAUAACCCGUCCGUUCGCUCCAGUUCGCGAAGACCCCCACGGUUCCCUGCUGCACGCUGCGGUCCUGUCGCCGUCCUGUCGGGUUGAAGUGGUGGACUUGCUGCUGAGUAACCUGGGAGACACAGCCAGCACACCAUUGCUGGAUGCUCAUGGACACAGCGCAAUCGAUUAUGUGUUUACACUGAGGAAGGACGAGGCUGUGGUUGCGUUGGUGAAGCACCUAGGGUGCUACGCACCCAAGAGCUACGCAGUACAGUGUGCGAUGGACCGAAUGGGUUUCACCUGA